Magnolia sinica is the source of this 1629-nucleotide messenger RNA. Its product is annotated as acidic leucine-rich nuclear phosphoprotein 32-related protein 1-like. The coding region runs from base 1 to 1629 and encodes 542 amino acids. NCBI's taxonomy places the organism in Eukaryota, Viridiplantae, Streptophyta, Magnoliopsida, Magnoliales, Magnoliaceae. The record is from RefSeq and is a predicted model, not a curated record. The transcript has 9 exons.
AUGGAUGAUGAUGAUGAUGUGGGAGGUGUACCACACCAUCAUGUGGGAGACCCUAACACCGGGAACUUGGAUGAUAAUGAUGAUGUGGGAGAUCUUGAUCCAUUGGAUGAUGAUGAUGAUGAUGUGGGAGAUCCCGAUCCAUUGGAUGAUGAUGAUGAUGAUGUGGAAGACGAGGACGAGGGUGAGGGUGAGGUUAUAUAUGAUGAUGAUGAUGUGGGAGGUGUACCACACCAUCAUGUGGGAGACCCCGACACUGGGAACUUGGAUGAUGAUGAUGAUGUGGGAGGUGUACCACACCAUCAUGUGGGAGACCCCGACACCGGGAACUUGGAUGAUGAUGAUGAUGUGGGAGAUCAUGAUCCAUUGGAUGAUAAUGAUGAUGAUGUGGGAGAUCCCGAUCCAUUGGAUGAUGAUGAUGAUGAUGUGGAAGACGAGGACGAAGUUAUGGAUGAUGAUGAUGAUGUGGGAGGUGUACCACUCCAUCAUGUGGGAGAUCCCGACACCAGAAACUUGGAUGAUGAUGAUGAUGUGGGAGAUCCCGAUCCAUUGGAUGAUGAUGAUGAUGAUGUGCAAGACGAGGACGAGGUUAUGGAUGAUGAUGAUGAUGUGGGAGGUGUACCACACCGUCAUGUGGGGGACCCCGACACCGGGAACUUGGAUGAUGAUGAUGAUGUGGGAGAUCCCGAUCCAUUGGAUGAUGAUGAUGAGGAUGUGAAAGACGAGGAUGAGGGUGAGGGUGAUGGUAAUGUGGAUGAUAGUGAAGGGGUGUUUCCUCUAAAAAUAACCCCAAUAUUUGACACGGAACCUACAGAAUCUACAUAUUCAAAUGACGAAAUUGAUAAGAAUCCUCCGAAGCGACAAAAUCCUAAUCCAGUGGGGUUAGCCAUGACCCACAUCAGUUCCGAGCACCAGUUGCUUGCAUCUCUCAGCGAGAAUCUUAUGGGAAGGGUUUUGGCCUUGUUUGAUUUUUCAGUGCAAGUGCAAAUACCUGUAUUUGGGAAAGAUUAUGAACAUGUUAGCAAUGUCGAUGUAAGAAUGUCCGAAAUUGCUGGUGAUCACGAUGAUAAGACGAUGGAUGAAAUAUUGCUUCUAUGCAUGUUCCUUAUGCUAUUGAUUGUGAAUUCUAUUGAUAUCUUUGAAUUUACAUCAGAACCUCAAGCAGAUACUGCGUAUUUUAGUUUUCAUAACCUUCUUCAACAGAGUGAGAAUCUUGUGGGAAGGGUUUUGGGCCUGUUUGAUUUUUCAGUGCAAGUGCAAAUACCUGGAUACGGGGCUUACACCGACACCGAAAACUUGGAUGAUGAUGAUGAUGAUGUGGGAGAUCAUGAUCCAUUGGAUGAUGAUGAUGAUGAUGUGGAAGACGAGGACGAGGGUGAGGAUGAGGGUGAGGGUAAUGUGGAUGAUACUGAAGGGGUGCCUCCUCUAGAAAUAAUUCCAAAAUUUGACACGGAACCUACAGAAUCUACAAAUUCAGAUGACGAAAUUGAUGAGAAUCCUCCGGAGCGACAAAAUCUUAAUCCAGUGGGGUUGGCCAUGAUCAUGAUCAACUUCCCACAUCAGUUCGGAGCACCGAUUGCUUGCAUCUCUCAUUGGGAGCAUGUCCCUUCAUUCAUGUGUGGCCUUCAAUGA